Lolium perenne is the source of this 1255-nucleotide messenger RNA. RefSeq lists its product as uncharacterized. The record is from RefSeq and is a predicted model, not a curated record. Lineage: Eukaryota; Viridiplantae; Streptophyta; Magnoliopsida; Poales; Poaceae.
CUCUCGUUAUUAUUCCUUUCUUCUUCCCCUCUUCCUCUUCCUCCUCCUCCUCCACCGGCGGGGGAGAGAUCCUUCCUUCCUCUGCAGCAUCAGCAGCAGCGUCCGAGCCGAGCGCAGGCGAAGAUGCUGGACAUCCAGAAGCGACGCGUGCAGCUGCUGCUCUUCGUCACGGGCGUCCUCGCCCUCAGCAUGACCGCUGAGAAGUGCAGGGAACUUGUUGGAAAGGAGGCUGCAUCAAAGAGUGGGCAGUUCACAUUCCUGAACUGUUUCGAUAUGGGCUCAGGCAGCUUUGCAUGCGCAGGGAAGGAGGGGGUCAAGCUGUAUGUCAACAACCUCCGAAGUGCACACAUGGAAAAGGUGCGGCAACGAGCCAUUGAGAAAGCGUUAGCUGAUGCUGUGAUGGAAGGCCUGAGUCCUGCCGAGGCAGCCAAGCAAGCUCAGAAGGUUGGUGCAAAGGCGACAAAAGUGGCUGCUCGCCAAGCCAAGAGGAUAUUGGGGCCAAUAAUCUCCUCUGGCUGGGACUUCUUUGAAGCAAUGUACUUUGGCGGAAGCAUGACCGAGGGUUUUCUCCGGGGCACCGGCACCUUAUUCGGAACCUAUGUAGGUGGCUUCCAUGGCGAGGAGAGGUUGGGAAAGCUCGGCUAUCUUGCUGGAAGCCAGCUAGGCAGCUGGGUCGGGGGAAGAAUUGGGCUGAUGGUCUACGACGUCAUCAACGGGUUGAACUACAUGCUCCAGUUUGUCCGCCCAGAGCAGUACCAGUCAUCAGCUUAUGCUUCGGCAGAGGCUUUGGAGUUCGCAGAUAACUAUAGGAGUGCCGAAGGAGAGGAGCCGACGUACGGUGAAAUGGCAGAAGAGGAGCGGACGUACGGUGAAACGGCAGAAGAGGAGCCAACAUACGAUGAAACGGCAGAACAGGAGCCGACGUACAGUGAAGCAGCAGAAGAGGAGCAGCGGCAGGAGGAGUCGCAAGGUUUCAGCUUUUUCUGAGACUACAAGUCGUCGACAUCGGACAGAACUUACAAAAGUUAGGGUGAAAUUUGCAGCAAUGAAUACUUAGCUUGUUCAGUUAUAUGACAUGUCCUGCUCCGUUUUCUUUCCAUGGUUCGAAGAUGAUACAGUUAGACACGAUUCUUCUUCUCUGUAAUCUUAUUUGGUCACUUGUAUAUAAACAUUCCCUUGUAAAAUUUGUGGUACUGUCCUGCUGAAUUGUUUGAACGGCAGCGACACUGAACAUGAACAGAGAACACGUCGGACA